Messenger RNA from Suillus discolor, 748 nucleotides. RefSeq names its product vacuolar membrane protein-domain-containing protein. NCBI's taxonomy places the organism in Eukaryota, Fungi, Basidiomycota, Agaricomycetes, Boletales, Suillaceae. Gene Ontology annotation, cellular component: membrane. The transcript is spliced from 2 exons. The record is from RefSeq and is a predicted model, not a curated record. The annotation marks the transcript as partial.
UGGUGGCGUUCACACUAGCUCAGCACCGCGUCUUCGCGCAGUGCAGCCUCGUCCUUACAUGCCUGCAUUUCGUGCAUAUCUGUUUGCACCCGAGGCUCGAGAAUGGCUGGACACCAUGGUCUGGUCUUCCGCACAACCCCACAGCGUGGCGGACAUGGUCGACAAAGUUUUUGGCAAUGCCAAAAGCAAGCUCGUCAGGCCGCAGUCUACGUUGUUGCGUUGACGACGAUGAAAAUGCUUGUUGUAGGGUUGUUUACAGUGUGGCCAGGGAUAUCGAAAGUGGGGGAUUGGUUGCUCAGUUGGACCGCUAUCGGUAACGGCGAUGCCUUUCAAAUUAUAUUCGUCAUGGGUCUCUUCCCUAUCAUCAUGAACAUCCUUCAAUUCUGGCUCAUUGAUUCCAUCGUUAAAGCUUCUUCAAGCUCAGUCAAAUUUCUCACCAAUUCAUCCCGUAUGUCUGAUGUGUAUGAUCCAGAACCGCUCUUUCGUGCGCCAGAAGACGAGGAUGAUGCUCAUUGCGAUAUAGAGAAUCCUCGACUCCCUUGCAUAAAAAUGACAACUGGAGAUGACGCAGAGACGAUGAUUGCAUCUGAAGAGUCCAAGGGAAAAUACAGCGGAACUGCCUCUCCAUUAUCGAUACCACACUCCACGUCUUCUCUGGUGCCGCACGAUUAUCCUCCAAGCGUUGGAAGUUUGUCGUCCCAGAGCUCCCGCUCUCGGCACAAGUACAAGCGUUCUGCGCCAUCUCCAC